Messenger RNA from Polychytrium aggregatum, 639 nucleotides. RefSeq lists its product as uncharacterized. The transcript has a single exon. Lineage: Eukaryota; Fungi; Chytridiomycota; Chytridiomycetes; Polychytriales. Bases 1 to 639 code for a protein of 212 amino acids. The record is from RefSeq and is a predicted model, not a curated record.
AUGCAUAUCCGUGAUCUGCUCAACUAUCCCUCCGACAACUUCGGCUCUGUCGACACCAGCGUCUUCCCUCCCUCGCCCAUUACCCCGCCAUCGUCUCCGCCUCAUGAAGGCACCUUGCCUUCUCCUGAGCUGGCCAAUGGCUUCAAGUACCUGGUGCCCUCUUCCUCCCUGGCAUGCGCAUCGCUGCCAACCCCACCUCCAUCGUCGGUGGCCAUCAGCUUUCCGGCCACGCCAGUGCUGUUCACGUCGCCUCCGGCCAUCUUUGCGCCGCGGCGACUGGCACCGAUGCAUGAGCCUCCUUCGUCUUUGGCAAGCCCCCCGGCGCGACCACCCCGAGGUUCGCAUGCCGGGCGGCUCUCCUCCCGCAACCCGGUGCCCGAUCGAAGCUUCAUUUGCAAAGACUGCAAUGUGGCCUUCCGACGCAAGCAGGAGCUGCAUCGUCACAUCCGCUGCAUCCACGGCAGCGAAACGCCGUGGAUCUGCCCGGCCUGCACUAAGGGCUUUGCCCGGGUCGAUGCCCUCCGAAGCCACUUUUCUUCCAAAAAAUCCAACACCAAGGGCUGUCGGUAUGCUCUCGGCGGCCUCCCGGUCCCGCAACUGGUCAAGCUCUCCGAAGUGGCUCGCAAUCCUGCCCCAUAG